AUGCAAGAAGGUUGGCCGCCCUUGACAUCGAGCGCGGAAGGGUCUGGGCCAAUGCCACCUACAUCAAGCCGUGCAGGUGGUAUUGGUCUGGGCAAGAGCGACGGCGCGCGGGGGUUCCCAGCGCGGUUAUUGAUUAAGCAAUGGGAAACUUUUUGCCAAGCAAGUUCUUAUGCUGUAGCCUGCAGGCAGGAGCUAUUGUUAUUGGCUGCUUUGGAAUGUGGCAUUUUUCAUACUCGAAAUACCCCUACUACCUGCUUGGGUUCAACAGGUCUUCGUAAAUUCACGUCCAAUUUAUUGGCCUUCCUCGCUGCGUGGAAUGCACUGGAACUCUUUAUGUGCAUUGGCUUGAUUGUGGGAGCUAGCAAG
This is a messenger RNA of Gryllus bimaculatus (two-spotted cricket), 366 nucleotides long. The record is from the annotation of a GenBank genome assembly. NCBI's taxonomy places the organism in Eukaryota, Metazoa, Arthropoda, Insecta, Orthoptera, Gryllidae.